UUUCUUCAUGAAGGAGGUGGCGCGGAUGGGAUUUAUUGACCAAUGGCAGCAUACCGAGGUUCGUAUGGGGACGGGUUUUUUUUAAACAAGCAAUGGUCCAAAUAGUCUUCAUCCGUCAAAUAAUCCUCAUCCUUCAGAAAGGUGCCGUUUCGAAAUCGUAACCUUUGUAAAAGGUAGUUUCUUUAAAUUUGUAAAAAAAAAAAUUAUAGGCUACAGAAGGUAACAUGCAGAUAACAAAAUGCAUUGCCUCCUACCUAGCCCUGCUGGAUACACCAAUUCUGUCCAUACGGUUAUUGUCAAGAGUUCAUAUUCAAGGGUGCUUUCAUGAAAACGGAUAUUUUUUCUGAAACAAGAAGCAAUUUCAUGUGCUUGACUCAUGUAGGCAUUGUCAUCAAAAUGAUGAUGUAGGAAACAUCGGCGUCGCCAGGCUUUUUCCAGUGAGCCAAACCACUUUUCCGGGGGGAGGGGGUCCAGGAGGGAAAGCGCUAGUCAACUACGAUAAACCAUUAACAGUGGGGGGGGUCAAUUUGAAGUUUCUCUCAAGAAGACUGUGGAUUUUCAACCCCCCCCCCCUUUGCAUACCCGUUUUUCCCACUCAUUGUAAUUUGCAUGUUAUUUUAUUCCUGGGGGAAUGCUACCACACCCCUCACUUCGCCCAUGAUGUGAAUUUAAUUGCCGCACAUUAUUAGAAUGAUGCCUGCCUAAAAGAUGUCCCUCUACGGUACGUGGAAUUAAUUUGUCGUUAGCUGCAAAACCCACUUCAAUUCUGCAAUACUUGACGCAACUACAUUGACAAGCUUCUUCGCUGAUGGAUACCACGAUAUGGACUAGGCCUACACGCUGUUGCAGGCGCUUGGAGUUUGUACCCGAACGUGCCGUGUUUACCCAUUUGCAACUUACCUCACGAUAGUAUUGGCCGGAGCAAGACUGAUGGCCACAUUUACUGAGAAAGGGAACGUUUUCUUAUCCGUAUUUUCGCAAUCUUCUUGAAACUUGAAGCGCCGACUUCCAUUAGCACCCUUUCGUGCCAAGUAACUGCUAACACACCGGUUAGCGAUAAUUAUCCAGCUGCAGGAAGCGUGGUGCCCACCAAAGUGUUCAGUCUGCAACCCUUGGCAUAUUUUCUUUCGCGAUGUGAUCCAUUAACAGUGAUCUAUCGUUCUCGAGUGUGUUUCUCACUGAUGAAGACGAUCUCGAACACAGUCAGUGCGAUGCUGUCAUGGUGAAGGAUGUUAGUGGUGUUUCACGCCGCAGAGCGAUUGAUCACUGUAUUUCUACUGUACUGGUGAGCUUCAAAUUUCUUUCAGUGUAUGUUGCCUUCUUCGUCAAAAUAACUUACCUUAUUAACAUAAUCUUCUUCACCUUACCUCGACUAUUUUGUCUUCAAAGCAAGCGGUUUUAACUGUUUCCUACAAGGGAAAUCACGAAUCAUACGAUUACAGUGCGCUAUAAAAGCACGUUGUUCAUGCUUGCUUCGGUCAUAACACGUUCUUGAUUAUCUUCCUCAACCUCGCUGUGAGAAAACAUUGUACUGCCAACCCAGUGCGUUAUCUUGUAAGAUUCAAAUGGAAAAUUCAACGGUCGCAUGCGUCAACUUAUCUUCAGUUGACGUAGAGACGGACCAGUACGCUCUUUAUACCUACAGGAUAGUGGAUUUAGUUGUGUGCUCUCUACUGUCUGCUAUCGGUGCGCUCGGAAAUGUUCUGAUCUUGCGAGUUUAUUGGACCAAGAAACGAAAGACGAGUACACACAUACUGAUAUCUGGGUUGGCCUUGGCAGACCUGUUGGUGUGCUUAUCUCUGGUGGGAACCGUCGUCAGGCAUACUUACUUUUUUAUCAGGAAAGAUGAGCCUGCCUUACUGUACCUGCCUGACCACUUUGGCAAUGUGUGGACAGGCCUCUCCGUGUGUAUUACAGCCUUCAUUGCUGUUGACCGGUACGACUGCGUGUGCCGUCCCGCACGGCGGUGGUUCAACACCCGCCGGGCUAAGUUGGUAGUUGCCGUAGCCUUGUUUCCGUGCGUCAUCUUAGAAACCCCGCGCGCGGUCGAGACCUUUUGCUCGUGCAGGAUAUCAAACACGCCUUCACUGAUCUUGCUGGCCGCGGGUUUCCUCCUGGCGGUCGGCACGAUCGCAGUCUGCUACGGGAAGGUCUUCAAUGCGGUCCGCCAGCAUACCAAAGUUGGUAUCUGCUCAGGACUUGGACGCUCCAGCGUCAACGCCAGGAAAAAUACAGCAACGAACGAACUGCCCAUAGCCACAAUUGCUCAUGCGAACGGGAGCCGUGGGAAUUCACCAGGGCCUUCUGUUAAACACACGAUGCCCUCCCUAGAUCCUACACCCCUGCAGCAAUGUCGAACGACAUCGUGGGCAACCGAGAGUGAAAACACCAGAGCAAACCACAACAAACUGUCCAAGGAUGCACAACGGUCCCGACAAGACCGUCUGGGUAAGACGUCAGCCCCGCCAACGAGCGACCGAGUAUUCACACAGGUCUCUCGUCAGCGGCCCCCGAGUGGCUCGGUUCUGCUUCAGAGGAAGACCACGCGAAUGCUGUUCAUCACAAGCGUCGUGUUCGUCGUUACCUGGACCCCGCUGUGGGUCUGCGAGGCGCAGCGACUCCUCUCCGAUGGAGACUUGGACAGUUUUAUCGGGAUAGAUAUUCUCUUGCGGGACGUCAUUUUCGUCAAUAAUGCAGUUAAUCCCGUAAUCUACAGCCUCGCAAAUAGACGGUUCCGCCAGGAGUUUGUCAAUGAACUGCAUAAGUGGCCGCUUUCGCUUUGUCGCUUUCAAAACGAAGACUAAACACGUGUCGCGGCUUUAUGGCGUACAAAGGCACUUUUUAGUAAGCAUUUCAGACUCGCGCAUUACGUUUCAUCACGAAGUGCAAAGUAGGCCGCCUUACUUCUUCUAUGUAGCUGUUGCUAAAUGUUGGGAAUAAUGAUCAAUACUAAACAGAACACGCACUUCGAUAAAUAUAGAAGCAUUACAGAAAGAAGAUGACCUUUGGCAAAGAUUUACAUUUUGAUAUCCCAGUGACACGUGGGGGACGAAGGGUCAUGUGUUUGACAGACAGAAGAAACACUGGAAACGAAUGAGAAGAAAUCCUGAGUAAAACAUUUUUUAAAAUAUAUUCAGCUAGCUGGCUUCGUUAUUGCACCGUUGUCAAAGAUGACUUUGCAAAGUUUUGCAGAUAUAAUAAAAAAAUUGAAUAAUUUUAUAAUAACAAAAUUCUCAAAGUGCCCAUAUCGUUAUUGAGAUAAAAACUUUAGAAAUACUGGUAGAGUGAAUACUGAUGCAUGCAUUGAAGACUCCCAUUUAAGUAUUGAAAAUUUAAGGAGAUUUUAUUGAUAUUUCAUUUUUUCGUAUUUCAUGAAAAUAGCUUAAUGGUCAUUGACUUUGGACCUUCAGGGCCAAACAGUUAUCCAGGUUUCUCCUCUCAAAGCUCCUCCGCAAAUAUUUUGCAGAAGUAAAACCCUUUUCCAGUUAAAAGUAUAACGAGAGUAAAAAAAAAAAUCUGCUAAAUUUACCUUACGCUUGUAACACAAUUCAUGUGGUUACAUACAGAUGGUGGAUUCAUAUACGGUCGAUUUGACAACGUACGUAAUAGGCACAGAGCUUUAAUGAGAGAUUCUUGAAAGGAUAAGGUCACAUUAAUAUUGCAUUGAAGAAGUUAAUUCAAAUGUUCAUCAUGAAGUGUAUAGAAAUCCUUAGGCACAGCUUUGGGUUUUCAAAUAAGUUGAAGUGCACAUUUUUCAACAACAAGAAAAGGUCAAAUUCUGCUCCUCACAACUGAGAACGUUGUUGGGAUGUUACUUUCGGAGCUGUAUAUAUAGAGAGCGUUGCGACAUGAGGUUGUAUAUGACACCAUUUUGUUUCCAAAACGGUUGACUAUAGAGCUCUGGCCACUUCAUGUUUCGCAAGUUUUAAGCCAAAAUGGAGUGCGCUAAAAUCACCUUUAGCAUAGAAUUAUUUUGAUUUUCUGCGUAAAUAAAUUUAAAUCCGACGUAAACUCCCAAAAUUGCUGCAAAGUAGGCUCUCAAACAACAAUGCGACCAAAACUUUCACACGCAAAUGAAAAAUUAAAAGCACUUUUUCCCACACCGGGAAUCGAACCCGGGCCACGGCGGUGAGAGCGCCGGAUCCUCACCACUAGACCAAAUGGGAUUGUGCUGAAUCUAAUGACAACCAAAGGUGCAAAGUUAUUGCAAAGCGCCAAGAUCCGCAUCAUUAUUAGCUAUCACGAGACUACAGAACCACUUCCUAGCCCUGUCGAAACUUGUUAGCGCGAUUUGAUUGCUUUAUCACUUCGUCAAUUGGCUAUGAGAGAACUGGUACAAAAUGUGUCUCCUUUUCGCCGGUGACGGGCACAUUCAUCUUCAUGUUGCUGCCAACUGCAUUUAACUUCAUUCAAAAGUGGGCUCUGUCGAAUCGAAAAGCGAGGUGACCCACGUAAAAUAAAUUCUAAAAUUUGUUUUGUGUGUAAAAACUGCAGUCUCUAACUUGAAGGGUCAAAAGUGAGCUGUUCUCAAUAAUCUAUGAGAGUUCAGCUCUUUUGCCUGCACCAUUUUUGAGCAUAUGUAUAUGGCUAAUCUCUGGACAGGUUGUCGUUUCUACUGUACACGUCGCUGUUAAAGAUCUGGCAGUUGAUUAUUAUGCCCAGUUCAGUAUAGCCUGAGACAUUGUCUUUGAACACGUAGAUUAAAGUUGUUGUGUCUAUUUUCAAGUAUGCAUGAGCGACCAUGCUGGCCUGUAUUGGCUCUGGCAAUUAAUUAGCAGGGGUAAACCACCACAACGGCAGACCCCUGGGCGAAAAUGUUCCAAUCAGACAAGAUUAAUUCUAAAGAACAAAAUAAAUCACUACGGUGAAUUAUGGCCGGGCAGAGCCAGAGAUUUGUAGCGGAAAAUGAGCUGAAUAUUAUCUGACUCCACUCAGAAACACAAAAAUUUAUUCAAAAAAGUGCAAUUUCAAGCAGAAAAUCAUUCACUGCAAGGUGAUUAAAGUGUGUAGUUCCUGUAUAUGCUAUUUCAAAGACGAUCCCAUUUUGGUUUUUUUUCCCCUGAAUGAAGCAAAACCUUUGGAAAGACAAAACAGCAGAUAAACGAUUCAUCAGAAUUAGCUUUGAAGCACUACGCAAGCUAUAUAAGAAUUAUUUUAUUAAUCCUUUGUUACAAAAUAUUGCAAUAUCCAAACUUCUUCAGUAAGAUUAAAUGCAUGCACGUUACUGCUUACA
Messenger RNA from Acanthaster planci (crown-of-thorns starfish), 5233 nucleotides. RefSeq names its product G protein-coupled receptor 84-like. Gene Ontology annotation, molecular function: G protein-coupled peptide receptor activity. Gene Ontology annotation, cellular component: plasma membrane. Gene Ontology annotation, biological process: neuropeptide signaling pathway. Lineage: Eukaryota; Metazoa; Echinodermata; Asteroidea; Valvatida; Acanthasteridae. The record is from RefSeq and is a predicted model, not a curated record.